Molecule: messenger RNA, 740 nt
Organism: Perognathus longimembris pacificus (Pacific pocket mouse)
Lineage: Eukaryota; Metazoa; Chordata; Mammalia; Rodentia; Heteromyidae
Gene: Pspn
Product: persephin
Exons: 2
Coding region: 261-740 (159 amino acids)
Molecular function (GO): receptor tyrosine kinase binding; glial cell-derived neurotrophic factor receptor binding; growth factor activity
Source: RefSeq, a predicted model, not a curated record
GUGGAACAGGGACACUGGAUGCCUGUCCGGGGCUUGGCCUUGGCUGCACGCAUGACAUUCGUAAAUCAGGGGGCACUGGGGGUGUCAGAGGUGUUAGAGAUGGGUGUGUGGAAUGUCUGGGUGGGUGGCGUGGGGAGGAGCUGGGCGGGACUCCGUACCUGCCCCUGGCUACGGUGGCUGGUGGUGAAGAGGUUAAGUCCUGAGUGAAGCUGGGAAUAAAUUAAGGGCCGAGGACUCCCCCAGGCCCAAGACUGGUCACAAUGGCCACAGGGAGAGUCGUGCGCGUGUCUCUGCUGUUCCUGUCCCUGCAGCUGGGUCUCAGCGGGAGCCUGGAGGCCCCUCAGCAGGCUCCAGUGGCAACAGGGCAAUUCUUAUCUCAGCAGACAGAAGAAGCUGGAGGAACCUGGAGGCCACCGCUGGGUGCCCACAAUCCUCAGCUCCGCCCUCGCCGAGCCCCAGCCGCUGCUUGCCAGUUAUGGAGCUUGACCCUGCCGGUGGCCGAGCUGGGCUUGGGCUAUGCCUCGAAGGAUAAGGUCACCUUCCACUACUGUGCUGGCAGCUGCCUCCGUGGUGCCCGCACCCAGCACGGCCUGACACUGGCCUGGCUGCGGGGCCAGGGCCGCACCCACGGUGGGCCUUGCUGCCGGCCCACGCGCUAUGCCGACGUGGCCUUUCUUGAUGACCGCCUCCGCUGGCAGCGGCUGCCCCAGCUCUCUGCGGCUGCCUGUGGCUGUGGCUGA